Molecule: messenger RNA, 318 nt
Organism: Paramuricea clavata
Lineage: Eukaryota; Metazoa; Cnidaria; Anthozoa; Malacalcyonacea; Plexauridae
Source: the annotation of a GenBank genome assembly
AUGGUGAAAUUUACACGAAGGAAAGUCAGGAAUAAAUUCUACUCAAAUCGUAGGAAAUUAGCCAAAAGGAAAGUCAAAGACCUUCCAGAUUUACAACUUCAGUCCACCGACAAUGUUUAUGUCUCUGAAUCACUUACACCAUACAAGAAAAGGGUCUUUGCUAAUGUUAACAAGCUCAGAAAACAUAUGAAAUGGAAGUAUAUAUGGACAAACAAUGCUAGAAUCUACAUCAAGGAUGGGGAAAAUGCAGAAGAUGCCAUAAAUAUCAUCGAUACCGAAGAAGACCUGGUGAAAUUUCAAAAUAGACAUUGCUGUUAG